AUGCAAUGCUCAUUUAAUGAAAAUGUACUUUUACAUACUGACCUGAUAGCCAACAUUGAGUUGGUGUCAGGACAUUUUAGGAUCUUCUCGGGGGAGAGCGCUUGCUUGAGAUGCAGUAUUCCUGAUGUGCACAGGUCUAACUGGACCUACUUGUGGUUCAGGGGGUCUGAGGAGCUCUCACAGACUGGGGAGGAAUUAAAUCUAUUGAAUAACAAAGUUCAAGAGAGCGGGAAAUACUACUGCCAAGGAACAAGAAAUACAAAGGUGGGAAAGAUUCGCACCCAGCAAAGUGUCCCUGUGGAGCUCAAGGUGGACGGUGGCUGGGCGAUUCUGCAAGUCCCACGACAUCCUCAACUUGUCGGGAGCACAUUGGAGGUGACAUGUCGUGUCAGAGGGAACCCCCGACUUGAAGAGAUUAUUUUGUACAAAGAUGGCGUUGAAGUAAUG
This is a messenger RNA of Neolamprologus brichardi, 447 nucleotides long. NCBI's taxonomy places the organism in Eukaryota, Metazoa, Chordata, Actinopteri, Cichliformes, Cichlidae. The record is from RefSeq and is a predicted model, not a curated record.